AUGUCCCCCAUCGCAACACAACGUACACACUCCAUUGCUACCAUUGGAGCUGAUGGUAUUGGGCCCGAAGUUAUCGACGCUGGUGUACAAGUAUUAUGCAAGCUUGCGAGUCUCGACGGCACAUUUACACUCGACUUCAAGGAUUACGAUUGGAGCUCGGAAACUUACAAGAAGACUGGACAGUACAUACCUGAUGGCGGAUUGGAAGAGCUGAGAAAGCAUGAUGCAAUAUUGUUUGGCGCUGUUGGUGCACCUGACGUGCCUGACCACAUCUCUCUUUGGGACUUGCGCCUAGCAAUCUGCCAAACAUUCCAGCAGUAUGCGAAUGUGCGGCCAACCAAGAUCUUUCGUGGCACUGAGUCACCACUCCGAAAAGCCGAGCACGGCGAUCUCGACUGGGUAAUUGUUCGUGAGAACACGGAGGGUGAGUACGCUGGGCAGGGAGGUCGAUCGCAUCGUGGUCAGCCAUGGGAAACUGCAACAGAAGUCGCCAUAUUCACCCGCCAUGGUGUCGAACGACUGAUCCGCUUCGCCUUUGAGGUCGCGCAGAAACGACCUAGAAAAUUCUUGACUGUUGUCACCAAGAGCAACGCGCAGAGAAACGGGAUGGUGCUAUGGGACGAGAUCGCAGCAGAGGUCGCCAAAGACUUCCCAGAUGUAAAGUGCGACAAGAUGCUUGUGGAUGCUAUGACAUGUCGCAUGGUACUGGACCCUAAAUCGCUGGACACUAUUGUUGCGACGAACUUGCACGCCGACAUACUCUCUGACCUUGCCGCUGCACUGGCAGGCUCCAUUGGCAUCGCACCAACUAGCAAUCUUGACCCAACGCGCAAGAAUCCAUCCAUGUUUGAGCCCAUCCACGGCUCUGCAUUCGACAUCACUGGCAAAGGUGUCGCAAAUCCAGUCGCCACUUUCUGGACCGCGUCGGAGAUGCUGAUUUGGUUGGGUGAGGAGAGCGCAGCAAAAAAGUUAAUGGAUGCUGUCGAGACGGUCACUGAGCGGGGUGUUCGAACGCGCGAUCUGGGUGGAAGUGCGGGCACGAAGGAGGUUACAGACGCUGUGUGUGCGGAGUUGGAGAUUAUGUUUGGCAGCUCGGCGAAGUAG
This is a messenger RNA of Parastagonospora nodorum SN15, 1104 nucleotides long. RefSeq lists its product as hypothetical. The coding region runs from base 1 to 1104 and encodes 367 amino acids. Lineage: Eukaryota; Fungi; Ascomycota; Dothideomycetes; Pleosporales; Phaeosphaeriaceae. Gene Ontology annotation, molecular function: oxidoreductase activity, acting on the CH-OH group of donors, NAD or NADP as acceptor; NAD binding; magnesium ion binding. The transcript has 3 exons. The record is from RefSeq and is a predicted model, not a curated record.